AUGGACCAAUCUUUGUGUCCAGCGCUGGAAGAGGAGGCACGGCAGGCGAACACAUUGUCCCUGCAUGUUUGGGGUGAGUGCCUUAGACAGGCAGACUGGUGUGUAGGUGAUGUUUGUGUGUAUCUGCGUGUGUGGGCAUGCAGACAACCGCGUCGUCAUGGCGGAUGUGGUAGGGCGGAUGCCCACCGUGACGUUUGCUGAAGUGUCAGCGCCUGUGGAUGCCCUGCAGAUGGCCAAUGGUAAGCUGACAGCGCAGCCAGCUGAUCGCUUAACGUCAUGGUUACUUGAUUGACUCUUCCUCAGACUCGAGUGACGACCGCCAGCGGAGGGAAGACCGGCACAAGUUUGCCGUGUUGACUUACUCGGCCUCCUUUGAUCUGUGCAUCAAAUCGCGCGUCAUCUCUGUCGACGACUCUAGAGAUAACGUAAGCACAGGCGGCACACAGCGUGCAUUAAUGACUUCUCUCUGCUUGCCUGCCUGCUUGCCUGCCUGCUUGCCUGCCUGCUUGCCUGCAGGGGCGUGUUCGCGUUGCCAGGUUCUGGAGUACGCGCGAGAGGCGUGACGCAUCAAGUUACUAUGACAACCACCACACACUUGCACUUUCGUUUGAUCCGAGCAACCAGUAAGUGGGCGCCUGUGCCAGCAGCCCGUGGACGAAAAUCGCACGCACCCUGUACGCCAGCCAGCAGCCAUCAGGUUCGCAGAUAGGUCGCACACGUGUGUGUGUAUGCCACAGGCUGUUGCUGAGAUCGAUCGCCGCUUACAUUUUAUAUUUCCCUGUCUCGUGAACUACUUGAGCCGUUUUCCCUCGUGUGCUGUGCUCAACUUCCCACACGAGCUCGUCGAGAGGGUGGGAGGUGGGAGGACUUGUCAUUCAUUCAUCUGUCUGUUCUUGUUGUCUUUUUGACCCACCUCGAUACGGGUGCGGGGAACAGGCAACUGAAGACCUCGAACAACAGGUGCAAGGGCGGGGAUCUGCGCGAGACAACGAUGACACCCAGAGAGAACAAGACAAAGGAUACAAAGAAGCUCAGCAGUACAUGGCCUUUCUUCCUUCUGCCUGCCAGGCACUGUGAAAGGACCCAACGGGAGAGAGGCGGUGCAUGCGGGCGACACAGAACAACAAUACCCGCGAGGAGAACGUGCGGCCAAAGCACUGGUACGUAGCCAGCCAGAGAGCGAUGCAGUGGGCGGGACACAGAGGCACGAAGGAAGCAAGGAACCUGUGACACAACAAUGCACUCCAUUCCACUCCAUCUGUGUCUGUGUGUGGGAUGUUGAUUCGUUCAGUUGUGGCUGAUUAGCAACGCUGGGUUGAAGUUGGAGUAUUCGAUAGACCCGCGGGCCGGCCGGUUUGGGACGGCGGUGCCCAUGAGAGAUGCCGACGGUCGCCUCUGGACCGUCAAGCUGCUGUCGCACGACGAGACGGACGGCAACGCUCGACCGGUACGCACCAUCACACAGGCAGGCAGGCAGGCACACAGACAGACAGACAGACAGACCAGACAGACAGACAGACAUGCAGACAGGGAGAGAGUGCUCGUUCGACCGCUCUUUAUGCAUAUGUGACCACUUAUGUCACGUCUGUCGUGCAGGUCAACGGGUGGUAUCGCUCGGGGAAUGAUUUGUGGUUGAACGAGUGCCGGCGGCGGGCGGAGCAGCCCGACGGCCUGCAGCCGCCAGACGGGAUGGACCGCCUCCAGGCCGUCCACCACAUUCCGCUCCCCUACGCCACCCGUGAGGGCGACCGCGUCGAGGGCAUCACGGCAUACCAAAUGGAAUGGAUCGACAGUAAGCACACCGUACCACUUUACUCUCUCCCCCUCUCUCUAUGUGUAUGCGCAUUGGUUGCAGUGUCGUUGCAUGAAUUGAGGGGGCCGCUGCCUGAGAGCGCGUUGAUGCGCAUUGGUGAGGGGGUUGUUCGCGCCGUCGACUACCUGGGGCGACGAGGUCUCAUGCACGGCGACAUUCACGUACGUGUAAACACAGAUACUUGCCACGUAUUUGCCAUCCGUCUAUCCGUGUGUGUGUGUGUGUGUGCAGGCCAGCAACAUAGGUAUUCGUCGGCGGCAGGCGCCAAAUCCCAGCAGCAGCAGCAGCAGCAGCAGUAGCAGAGCGGCCGGCAAGGAGUACGAGGCCGUUUUGCUCGACAUGGACCGGCUGCACAAUGCCUACGGGGACCACGUCCUGAGCCUUCCCGACAACGCCACCGACGCUCCGCCCAACGCACCCAGGCAGCGCCCCGGAGUGCUAUCGCACAAGCGCGAUAUGCAUGACGCGGUCACCUGCGUCAUCGAGAGCCUCCGGCGGCUUGGCGCUCCGCAGCGGCUGAUCGACGUCUUCGAGCACGCUCUCCCCGCCAGCGAGAUCCGCCCGACCCUCUGCACCUAUCGCGUAGGUCGACUAGCACGGCCAACCACUCACACAACAGACACACACAGAGACAUUUAUCCAUCCAUCCAUUCAGGUCGUAUCGGGGCUGCGAGAGCUGGAGAGGAAGGCGGCCAAGUCGGCGGACGAGAACCGCAGGACGCCGCCCCUGUCGCCGCCGUCGAUGCGCCUGCCGCGCCACCUCACCCCACAGCUAUUAGAUGGCUCACCUGCCGCUCGGCACCGACAACGGCAGCAGCCCUUUUGA
Messenger RNA from Vitrella brassicaformis, 2639 nucleotides. The record is from the annotation of a GenBank genome assembly. NCBI's taxonomy places the organism in Eukaryota, Vitrellaceae.